This is a messenger RNA of Thamnophis sirtalis, 2505 nucleotides long. RefSeq names its product vomeronasal type-2 receptor 26-like. Gene Ontology annotation, cellular component: plasma membrane. Gene Ontology annotation, molecular function: G protein-coupled receptor activity. The record is from RefSeq and is a predicted model, not a curated record. NCBI's taxonomy places the organism in Eukaryota, Metazoa, Chordata, Lepidosauria, Squamata, Natricidae. Gene Ontology annotation, biological process: G protein-coupled receptor signaling pathway.
AUGGGGGACUAUAUUUUUGGUGGGAUUUUUUCUUUGCAUUCUGCUUUUUAUGGUCAGGGAACAUUUGAAAAACCUCCUUUGUUCUUUAAUUUGAUUACAAAGAGAAUACACCCAAAGAAUUAUCAGCAUGUCUUGGCUGCUGUGUUUGCUGUUCAUGAGAUCAACAAGGAUCCUAUGCUUCUAUCAAAUAUCACUCUGGGUUUCCGAAUAGUUGAUAACUAUUACAUGGGAAUUAUGACUUAUCUGUAUACAUUGCAACUGCUUACUACACAAGAAAGAGGAAUCUAUAAUUAUAUAUGUGAUGCACAACUCUUGGCCAUAGUUGGGGGACUUGACUCUGAAAAUUCUAUCCAAAUUUCAAAUAUUGUAGGCGUUUACAAGAUACCACAGAUCAGUUAUGGUUCUUUUGAUGCUGUGCUGAGUGAUAAAAUCCGGUUCCCAUUCUUCUACAGGAUGAUCCCUAAUGAAUCAUUACAAUUUAAAGGAAUAAUUCAGUUACUUCUUCAUUUCUCAUGGAAGUGGAUAGGUAUAAUGGCACCAGAUAAUAAUGGGGGAGAAAAGUUUUUGAGGUUCCUAACUAUAAUGCUCUCAAAGCAUGAUAUUUGUGUGUCAUUUACUCAGACUUUGGCAACAAAAACUGCCUCUGAAACAGAAAUUAAAACUGAAUUUGAUAAAAUUGAGACUAUAUAUUCUCAAACCAGUGCCAAUGUGGUAGUUGCAAGUGGAGAUUCCCGGGACCUCCUCAUGUUCACAAUAUGGAUGGAUUGUAAUGCCUAUUAUAAAGAAAUACCUUUUGUAACGAAGGUUUUGAUCAUGACUGCUCAGUGGGAUUUUACUGCUGUCAAUUCCAAAGGGCUCUGGUUUCUGAAACCUUUCCAUGGUGCUUUGUCUUUUACAAUUCACACAAACAAUGUGCCGGGAUUCCAGGAUUUCCUUGAUACGCUGGAUUGCCUUUAUCCUAAAGGUGAUAUCUUCAUUCAGGAAUUUUGUCUCUCUGCCUUUAAACAGGGGUACUAUAAUGAUGAUAUGAAUUCUGUCAAAUAUGAAAUAAACGGCAGAGGAAAAGGAAAAAUGAAGUCGCUGCCUGGAGCUGUUUUUGAAAGGGUCUUGUCAGGCCAAAGUUACAGUACCUAUAAUUCUGUACAUAUACUAGCCCAAGCUUUCAAUGCAAUAUAUUCCUAUGGUUCCAAGUACAGACAUCUGAAAAAAUGGGGUGAAUCAAGUUUUCUGAACAUGCAACAGUGGCAGCUUCAUCGUGUUUUGAAAGCUAUUGGAUUUAACAAUAGUGCUGGAGAUAAAAUUUAUUUUAAUGAGGACCAAGAAUCUACAGAUGGCUAUGACAUUGUGAAUUGCAUCAUCUUCCCAAAUGAGUCUUUUUCUCAGGUAAAAGUUGGAAGAGUGGAGCAGCAGAGUCUGAAAAACUUGGUAUUCACUUUUAAAGAUAAUGCAGUUGUGUGGAAUAACUGGUUCAAUCAGACAACGCCCCAUUCUUUUUGCACUGACAAUUGCCAAACUGGAUACUAUAGACAACUUCGACAGGGGAAACCUGUUUGCUGUUAUGAUUGUAUUCCAUGCCCUGAAGACAUGAUUUCUAACACAACAGAUGCACAAUACUGCAGCCAAUGUCCAGAUGAUGAGCAUUCCAGCCAAGGGCAAGAUGAAUGUAUUCCAAAAUCAAUAGACUUUCUCUCUUAUACUGAAACUUUGGGAAUUCUGCUAGCUUCCUCUUCCAUCAUUUUGUCUUUCAUCACAGUUCUGAUACUCAUCAUCUUUAUUAAACUUAGGAAAACUCCCCUUGUCAAAGCCAACAACCGGGACAUCACCUAUGCUCUGCUUUUUUUGCUUCUGCUUUGUUUCCUUUCCUCCUUGCUUUUUAUUGGAAAGCCUAGGAGAGUGACCUGUCUUCUCCAACAAAUAAUGUUUGGCCUCAUCUUCACUGCUGCUGUUUCCUCUGUGUUGGCCAAAACCAUCACAGUCAUUUUAGUUUUCAAAGCUAUACAGCCAGGAAGUAAGAUGAGAACCUGGCUGAAGAAGAGUGUAGCUAACUCUAUUAUGCUUCUCUGUUUCCUCGGACAGUUUGUAAUCUGUGUUGCCUGGUUAUCAAUUAGUCCUCCCUUUCCAGACUUGGACCUCACGUCCCAGCGGACAAAGGUCAUAGUUAAAUGUAAUGAGGGAUCAGUUGCCAUGUUUUAUUGUGUCCUUAGCUAUAUGGGCUUCUUAGCCUUUAUUAGUUUUAUUGUUGCUUCCUUUGCAAGGAACCUGCCUGAUAGCUUUAAUGAGGCCAAAUUCAUUACAUUCAGUUUGUUGGUGUUUUGUAGCGUUUGGGUUUCCUUUGUUCCCACUUAUUUAAGCACCAAAGGGAAAUACAUGGUUGCUGUAGAAAUCUUUUGCAUCUUGGCCUCUGGUGCAGGAUUACUGGGUUGCAUCUUUUUCCCAAAGUGUUAUAUUAUAAUUGUGAAACCUGGACUUAAUUGCAAAGACCACUUGAUAAGAAAAGUUCUUUAA